AUGGAGCCGGGCUUCGUGGAGAAGGUGAUCUCUUGGGGCUACCCGGCCCCCACGGGUAUCUACCUGAACUCUGGCCUGCACAUCUUGCGGGGCCUCGGGCCGAGGGGGCUGGACUGGAACAGGCAGAGGUACGAGGAGUUCCGAGGUCUCGAGGCUGCCUACACAGCCACGGUCCAGCGGUGCUCCGAAGUCGCCCCUGCAGCCAGGAUUGCCCUGAUGCUCUCCCACUGCAUCUGCGAGGACUUUUUCACCGGGGUGUGGGGCAAAGAGGUUGCCGACUACAAGGAGGACCCGGUGAGGGCCACGCAGAAUUGCUCGAGCGAGCUGAUCGGGGAGGGCGUCACGGCCGCAGACGCGCGAGCGGGAUGCGUAGAUUCGGCUUUCACGCGCGGAGGCAUCCUCCGUCUGAACGAACGACUCCUGGCAGCGAACCGGGGCUUCCAGGGCAAGGCGCCCAGCAUCGUGGAUGCAUUCAGCAUCACCGACGGGCAGUGCAAUGCCACCUUCGACGGAGUGCAUUACAACUAUCAUGUCCUCGAUGAGCUGAAGCUGUUAUUCGACGCCCUGCAGCUGGCGUAG
Molecule: messenger RNA, 579 nt
Organism: Prorocentrum cordatum
Lineage: Eukaryota; Dinophyceae; Prorocentrales; Prorocentraceae
Source: the annotation of a GenBank genome assembly